AUGAGGGAAAAGUUCGUCGAAAGUAGCGGAGAAAUGAUCAACGUAGAAGCUAUAUACUUUAGAUUCAGCAAAGAUCUUCUGGAAGCUAUCGGUUUGUGGCCAAGCCGGCAAACAAGACUCGAUCAACUUCGAUAUGCUCUCUUAUUCGGUAUUCUAUCAACCGUCAUCGUGUUUCACUUUACAACAUUUAUGACCGCGGAAUGCACUUUGGAGUUAAUCGUCAAAGUUCUCGCUUCCGUGUUCAUAUUUAUAAAUAUCAUGAUCAAAUACAGCGCGUUCUGGAUGAAUACCGUAUCUAUCAAGAAGUUAAUGGAGCAACUUCAACGCACAUGUGGCGAGCUGAAAGACAAGAAUGAGAUUGCCAUCAUGCAAAAAUACGGGCUUAUCUCGAGACGUUACACUAUUUCGCUUACAGCAUCCUUCGUUUGUGGUGAAUUUAGUUUUAUUUCGAUCCAGUGUUGGUCGAGCAUUCUUGAUAUUGUUCAACCGCGAAACGAGUCCAGACCUCAUGUCAUAGUUUUUCCAAUGGAGUAUUUCGUGGAUCAGCAAAAAUAUUUCUAUUUAAUCCUCUUGCACAUAAACACAGCCAUUUUCAUAGGCGGUAUCACAGUACCGGCGACGCUAUCGGUGCUCGUCUCGUGUCAGGAAUGCGUUUGCGGAAUGUUCACAGUUGCCUG
Messenger RNA from Odontomachus brunneus, 677 nucleotides. RefSeq lists its product as uncharacterized. The annotation marks the transcript as partial. NCBI's taxonomy places the organism in Eukaryota, Metazoa, Arthropoda, Insecta, Hymenoptera, Formicidae. The transcript has 5 exons. The record is from RefSeq and is a predicted model, not a curated record.